Molecule: messenger RNA, 2163 nt
Organism: Elaeis guineensis (African oil palm)
Lineage: Eukaryota; Viridiplantae; Streptophyta; Magnoliopsida; Arecales; Arecaceae
Product: mitochondrial metalloendopeptidase OMA1
Cellular component (GO): membrane
Molecular function (GO): metalloendopeptidase activity
Source: RefSeq, a predicted model, not a curated record
ACCCACCGCAAGCGUCAAUCUCCUCUCCCCACUCCUCGCACUGGGGCGGUCGGUUGGUUAUUCGCUUCUCCUCCGAUGCUCCCUUCCGUCCGCGGCACCACCAAACUCUCGUAUCCAAUCCAUAUGUCCAAUUAACCCUCCUCCUUGGCAAAAAAAACGGGGAAAUCUCCCAACUUUAACAAGAAAUGAAUUUUUCCCGGAAAGCAAAAUCCGCCCUUUCCUCUCUCCUCUCCCGUUAUCGAAAUCCUCUUCCCAAUUCCCCAUCCCCGCGAUCCAAUGGAUUUCGACACUCUCCCCCUCCACCUUAUCCCUCCGCCCCCUUCUCCCGAAUCUUCCGCCCCGCCGCCCCCACCGGUGCGGGCGCCGGCGCCGGGAGGUGGCGGCGGUGCUACUAUUACUACGUGGACAACCGCCCACUCCAGCACUUCCGCCGCCGCGGCGGGCCCCGCUGGUACCAGAACCCUCGCGCCGUGCUCCUCGUCGCCAUCGUCGGCGGCGGCGCCGCCAUCACCGUCUACUACGGCAACCUCGAGACAGUCCCCUACACAAAGCGCACGCACUUCAUCCUCCUCUCCCCCUCCCUCGAGCGCCAGCUCGGCGAGUCCCAGUUCGAGCAACUAAAGGCCGCCCUCCGCGGCAAGAUCCUCCCCGCCCUCCACCCCGACAGCGUCCGCGUACGCCUCAUCGCCAAGGAGAUCAUCGACGCCCUCCAGCGCGGCCUCCGCCACGACGAGCGCCGCUGGAGCGACAUGGAGUACGCUUCCGAGUUCCCCGCCGCCGCCGUCUUUGCCACCCCCGAGCGCUCCCGGGACACUCUUCUAGCAUUGAGCCGUGAUGAAGAGAAAAUUGAAGAAAAAUGGAGCCGGAAAGAUGAGAUUCUUGACGACAAAUGGAUCCACCAGAGCCGGAAGGAGGGCGAGGCUCGCAGGACCGCGGUCAAGCACUUGGAAGGAUUGAAUUGGGAGAUCCUGGUUGUGAGGGACAGCACCGUCAAUGCCUUCUGCCUUCCAGGCGGCAAGAUUGUCGUGUUCACGGGGUUGCUCGACCAUUUCAGGACCGAUGCUGAGAUCGCCACGGUCAUCGGUCAUGAGGUUGGCCAUUGUGUUGCUCGGCAUGUUGCAGAAAUGAUCUCAAAGAAUUUGUGGUUUACUUUAUUGCAGUUGAUUCUUUUGCAAUUCUUGGCGAUGCCCGAUCUUAUCAGUGCAAUGUCAAAUCUUGUCCUCAGGCUUCCUCACUCAAGGCGGAUGGAAAUGGAGGCAGAUUAUAUAGGUCUCUUGCUACUUGCUGCAGCUGGAUAUGACCCCCGUGUGGCCCCAAAGGUCUAUGAGAAACUGGGACAGAUUGGGGGAGAUUCAGCACUAAGAGACUAUCUCUCCACUCAUCCAUCUGGCAAGAAAAGAGCACAAUUGUUAUCUCAAGCUCAGGUCAUGGAAGAAGCACUGGCCAUAUAUAGAGAAUCUACUGGUGGUUAUGGGGUAGGAGGCUUCCUCUAAGCACUAGUGCUCUCGUUUUAGGUGCAGUUUUUGUAGGACAAACCAUGCCCGUCUGGCCUGAGCAUGGGUGGGAGCUUUGGUUGGAUCAAAGAACAGAUCACCUGUUUCUCCUGUUCAUCAGGUUGCUGUCUAGUUUCCAGUUGUAAACAUGUAGUUGGAAAAAUCAGAAUAAGCAGUUGAUUCGCUUGGCAAUAAUAUGGAACAACCCUCACCCAGAACUUCUUGGCUGAGUAUGUUCUCCAGCGCAAAAACAUGGUAAUGAUGAAAAUCUGCAAGCAAUUUCUGUCAACUAUCUAAAUAGGAGCACUUCUAGCUCCUGAGGGCGAGUCAAGAGAUUGCAAGCUGUCUUCAGGUUCUCCUUUUUUUUUUAAUAUAUUUUUUGUUUUGUCUAUGCAUGGCUGGUGCUAGGAGAGUUGUUGGAUUCUGUCCUUAGAACUAACUUCUGGGGGUGAUAAUAGCUUCAUUAAUGGAGGCGCACACAUACAUCUCCAUCUGCGUCUGUAGGAGAAAGAGAAAAAUUAAUGGUGUCUGUGUUGCUGUAAGUGAAAGAGAAAGAUUAAUGGUUUCAUUUGCUUGUGAUGAAAUCCAAUAAUGUAUUCUUGGAUGAAUUCUGGUGUAAAGAGUUCUGAUCUUAAUGACUAGUUUGCGCUUCUGCUGUGUUGACUGGUUA